CCCAAACAUCCCUGCUUUAUCUCAGCUCGUCGCCCCGUAAAGUGGUUCUGUCGUUUGGAAAGGUGAUAACUUUGUUGCGAGUUAGCCAAACAAACGCGGAAGAUACCGUUAUGAGUCAUCUGUAACUCGCCGAGGUUGUUAUGAAAUCCAGUGGCGCAGUGUUCACAAAACAGGAUCCCUUCCCACCUGUUCCUUCGGUGAGAAAAACGCACUACCACCCUUCCCGGAUCCAGAAUUUGUCACAGAAAAAGAGAGAAACUACUUUGAGUCCUGCGCGUAACAAGCAGUCCGCUUGUCCGCCAUUGCAAAUACGCUCCCGGAGUCCAGGAGGCAGGCACCUUAUUGGGAAAACUAACCACCUUCAUAACAACCAACAUCCCACCAUAGAUGGCCAGCGCAGUUUUUCAGAGUCCUGGCCCUCUACCGACCUUGAAUCUUCUCCAACCAACACUGCAGUCUCUAACAUAGAGACGUUUAGACAGUCGGUAGCUGCAGGAAAAUUAAUGACGCCCUCUUACCAAGAAGAUCAGCAGGUUUCAGUCGUGGCGAAGUAUGUAGAGCGCUUUCGUCAUGGUCGACCGCAGAGUAGAGAAGAGCGCCAGCAAAUCACUUCUGCUGUUGGAGAGGCACAGCAGCCUUUUUGGUGGAUGUCAUCAUCAUCACCAUCCAGUUCUACACCAACUCGGCCAACAAACAAAGAUGACCACACACAAGUCAACCUCAGUUCAGUCGGACAAUGUCGACAUGGCAGCACCCCUUCCCCAAGCAGACCUUCCUUUGACAUCAGUUCCUUGGCUCUUUCAGACACCUCCCAAGAUGACUGUGGGGACAUUGAGACAUUGCAGCUACAGGAAAGGGCUAGCAGACUUCUGCAGAAAAGUGAAUACUCUGUCAGCAGUGGGUCUAUCCCCAUCAGCUCAGAGGGCCUGGGGUGCUCAGAUUUCUCCUCUCCAAUCAGUGCAGACGAGCCAGUCCGAAGGCCUUUGAUUCCCAGUCUAAUGGAACCAACUGCGGCUGAAGUGAAUCUAAGCUCAGCUUCUCUCGGUGUCAGCCACACCCAAAAAUCAUCUUUGACUCCAUCCGUGGUGCUGCACACACGGCCAGAGGAAGAUAUUCUGUUUCAGUGGCGUUUGAGGAGGAAGAUGGAGCAGGCUAGGCAGUGGGCCCCCUCUCAAUCACAGCCUUACUCUAGUCUUCAACAGUCUUCGUUUAUCUGGCAGAUGCCUAAUCUUCACCAGGUACCAGUUGAUGGACAGGCUCACAAGAGUUUUCAACCUCCUGAACCAUCACUAAGAGUUACCCCAUCAUUCAUGAGCAGUCUCCAUCCAAAAAACAAAGAAGCCCCUGGACUGUGUCCCUCUGCAGUGAGCCCUUCCACCUUCCUGUCCCCUCCUAUAUCCAGCCCUACAGUCUCCAAACUCCAGAAUGAUGCUCAUGUACCUGCCCACACGCAUCCCUUGUGUGAUGUUUUGCCAUGCCCCAUUAAAUCAUCCCUUCCUACACAACACAAGAGCUCACAAAAUUCCAAAGGGUCACGGAUGAAGGUGGCCUCAAAGAAAACCCAGCAAGUCCUAAUAAACUCAGCAGACAGUUCCACUGAAGAACCUACAAGUAAACAUGAGUCAUCUCCACCACCUACUUCAACUGAGGAAGCGUAUCCUGCUCACCACAGGGGAGCUGAAAGGAAGCAUAAAGAGACAGUACAAACAAAGGAGUCAGAGAAGAAUAACAAGAGGAUAGGGCUGUCUGGCAGAAAGCUGAAGAAAUCGACUAGAACCCGUACUGGAGACAGUGACCGUGCUGAUGGGUCUAGCUCUCCAGAUAGAAGCUCUCGGUAUCAAAGCAGAGAUCCCAAAAAGUUCACAUCAUGCAAAGAACCAUUAUCUGGCAAGGAUGGGAGACACCUGGAGAGAUGUCAGGAGUACUCCUGUGAUGGAAACUCUGGCAAUCGUGCACCCCCACCCUCUCCAAUUCAUAGUGCUUUAGGGCAGGUAGUUUCAGAGGUAUUGUUUCCUACUCUGGAUUCAUCCUCUGCGCAGGGGACACCCAUGUCCUCUGACUCCCCUCGAUGGACAACUCCUGCACCACCACAGUCCCCAGUUCCUCCAGCCUGUACACAGCAGCCUUUGGAGGUCAUUUCGCAACUGCUGCGAGAGGCGGAAGAUUCAGAUGAAAUGGAGUUUGAAAAUGACCCUUUGCUGCAAGUCCUACGAAAACAGAGGAAAUGGGUGAAGGCGCAAAUGAGUGAAGUGGACUCGCUGUUGGAUGAAUUACAGGAAGAGUAACUAGUUUCCAGGGCAUCAGAAAAUUUUUUUUUAAAUUUUAUUUUAUACAUAAAUAAACUGCAUUUAUACUUCUG
Molecule: messenger RNA, 2359 nt
Organism: Lampris incognitus (smalleye Pacific opah)
Lineage: Eukaryota; Metazoa; Chordata; Actinopteri; Lampriformes; Lampridae
Gene: proser3
Product: proline and serine rich 3
Exons: 14
Coding region: 141-2285 (714 amino acids)
Source: RefSeq, a predicted model, not a curated record